CAUAUACAUUACAUAUACAUUAUAUAGAGAGGAGAAGCAAGCACGGACAAGUGCUAUAAAGUAUUAUCAUGCCAAAUACCCAAAGCUUGACAGCCUGUAAAUAUUCAGACUCAAAAAUGGGUUCGGAAGAGGAGCAAUUCGCAUACGCAAUGCAACUGGUUACCUCCAUGUCCCUCACCAUGGUGCUGGUGAAUGCAAUGAAGCUCAAGAUCUUCGAGACUAUAGCAGAGGCAGGACCUGAAGCACGACUCUCGGCACAUGAGAUCGUAUCCCGUUUGUCCAUGACAAAUCCGAGUGCCCACCAGAUGGUCGAUCGAAUGCUUCGGUUGCUCGGUACUCAUUCUGUUGUAACCUGCAAUCAACAAGAACGUGAGUUUGGUCUGGUUCGAGUGUAUGGACUCACCCCCGUUGCCAAAUACUUUGUUCCAAACAAAGAUGGGGUGUCCUUAUGUGCUUUGAUGGAGUUGCUUCAAGAUAAAGUGUUUGUUGACAGUUGGUUUAAACUCAAAGAUUCAUUGUUAGAAGGAGGCGUUCCUUUUGAUAUGGUUCAUGGAACACAUGCAUUUGAAUAUCCAGCAUUAGAUGCAAGGUUCAAUGAGGUCUUCAACAAUGCCAUGACGAAUCAUACUACUAUGGUGAUGAACAAAAUUCUAGAGUGCUACAAUGGUUUUGAAAACCUCAAGCAAGUGGUUGAUGUGGGAGGUGGUUUAGGAGUCAAUCUCAAGAUCAUCAUAUCAAAAUAUCCCAGUAUAAAAGGCAUUAAUUUUGAUUUGCCACAUGUGAUUCAACAUGCACCAGGCUAUCCUGGUAUAGAACAUAUUGGAGGAGAUAUGUUUGAAGAGGUUCCCCCAAGUGAUGUCAUCUUUAUGAAGUGGAUAUUGCAUGAUUGGAGCGAUGAUCAUUGUGAAAAGUUGCUAAAGAAUUGCUACAAGGCAUUGUCAAAUGAGGGGAAGGUUAUUGUAGUUGAGAGCAUUCUUCCUUUUUUGUCCAACACAAGCUCUUCCAAUAAAGUCACCACUCAAAUAGAUGCAAUCAUGAUGACACAAAAUCCAGGAGGAAAGGAGCGCACAGAGCAUGAGUUUCUUGUGUUGGCUAAAAAUGCAGGAUUCACUGGAAUAAAAAUGGAAUGCUUUGUUUGCAACCUUUGGGUCAUGGAAAUUUACAAGUAGAGUUUUCUAUAAUUAUAUG
Molecule: messenger RNA, 1188 nt
Organism: Lactuca virosa
Lineage: Eukaryota; Viridiplantae; Streptophyta; Magnoliopsida; Asterales; Asteraceae
Source: the annotation of a GenBank genome assembly